UACUCCCGAAGAAACUCCUGUGUGUAUUCCAGACAUUGUAAAUAAUGCUCAGUAUAUUAGAGAAUUAUAUUUCAAAGCUAAUCCUGAUCCUGAUUAUGAAGGAAGAUUCACUGUGCCUGUCCUUUGGGAUAAAAAAUUGCAAACAAUUGUCAACAAUGAAUUGAGUAAGAUGAUCCGCAUUUUUAAUGAUGUGUUCGAUGAUCUCGUUCCAGGAGCAAAAAGCAAAAAUUUAUAUCCAAAACAUCUUGCAAACGAAAUUGACAAAAUAAAUGAUUGGAUUUAUAAUAAAAUUAACUCACGCCCUUUUAAAUCUCUGGAUUAUGUAGAAGCUAUUCUUUUCAAAAAUAAGUUCCUUGUUAGAAACACUUUAACCGAAGCUGACAUUAGGCUUUGGGUUGACAUUGUUAG
This is a messenger RNA of Dentiscutata erythropus, 408 nucleotides long. The record is from the annotation of a GenBank genome assembly. NCBI's taxonomy places the organism in Eukaryota, Fungi, Glomeromycota, Glomeromycetes, Diversisporales, Gigasporaceae.